CCAAAUGUAAACAAAAGGUGCGCUUUCAGAAUAUUUUACGUGCAAUAAGUAUCUCCUGUUUUUGCAUUUGUUUUUAGUUUCGGAUAUGACGUUUUUUUAAAUAUGUAGUAGUUGAAUACGUUUUGCACAUCAUUAUAUAAAUUCUACCGAAACGCCGGUAACUAUGGCUUCCCCGUUACCCGGUCCCAGCCGAAGAUGUUCGUCUCGGCUUUCGCUAUCACGCAAUUUUGCUGGGUCAGCACUGAAAGCCGGAUACGCACGCUCCUCCGAGAAUAAAACACCGCCAAUGCGCUUGUCACAGCUGUAUUCGGAAGUGGAUACCAAAGAUAUAAUACAAACUCUUACCGAAAAUCCGUUUCGACUGACCGGGCUAACGCUUGCUGAAGAGGAUGAUCUGAUUUCCCUUGCUGCCGAUGCGGUCACGCUGUCCUCGGAAGCAUCCGAACUUGAGGGGGACAAAACACUGGUCAAAACCUCUUCGAUGUCGGUGGUAUCGAUUAGUAGCGGCAGCGAUAAAAAUAUUACCACUCCAAGAAAGAGCACUGUUGUUGAUUUUUUCACCCCUAUCAAAGUGCGGAAGAGUUCAAUCUACUCGGGGACAAUUACGGGUCCAUCAAAAUCAACCGCACGAAAGUCAACGAGUCGGUCGGAGCGUUACACUAAAACCGAACCGAAGAAAGCGCGGAGGCCAAUUUGUAGAACUACAAAUAUCAAAAUGUUGACCAAAAAGCAUUUCGAUGAGUCACAGAAACGAAUAACAAACUAUUUUAUCAAGACGGAGGAAAGCCCAGAUCGUGUGGGAUACCAUCGGGUGUUGAAAUCUUCGGCAAUGCCUGCAAUUAACACGGGAGAUGCGAAAAUUGAACAAUUUCUGGACAUAGAGUUAGAGUCAGGAGUUACUCCCCUACAACCUAGCCAAAUAGUGGGACCUUCAAUGAGUCAAGUUCCAAGCGAUCCUGUCAAAAUAAUGGAACGGAUAGAGGAAAUACAAAGCGCAAAUCACGACCAGCAAAAGGAGGAUUGGAACAUGGAAGCGAUGGAUGUGGCUGUCGCCAUUGUGCCAAUAGAUGCAAUCGACUCAGGUUAUUCGAAUGAUGGACCGUCGAGUAGCGAUUGCAAGGAACCGCAGAAAAAGUGCAAAACGCCAGCCGCGAGGAAGAGGAAGGCCGCUGCACAGAAGUGCUCAACGACAAAGAAGAAGGUGCCAGCAGCAAAAACGCCCGGCACCGUAAACCGGAAUAAGCGAAAAAUAAUUUGUCCAAAGUACAAAAUCAUUGCCGGGACGACAUUUGCGGUCGAUGCGUUCCGGUACGGAGAUAUUGAGGGUGUGUCACAUUACUUCCUUACGCAUUUUCAUGCCGAUCACUAUAUCGGAUUGAAGCGAAGCUUUGAUAAGCCGUUGAUAAUGUCAUCGAUAACGGCUCGACUGGUGAAGGCAUUUAUAAACGUGAACGAGGGGUUUUACCGCUUACUGGACUUGCAUGAAACCAUUGUUAUCGAUGAUGUGCGAAUUACGGCGCUGGAUGCCAAUCAUUGCCCUGGAGGGAUCAUGUUUUUGUUCCAGUUACCAAAUGGGACCAACAUUUUACAUACGGGAGAUUUUCGUGCCAGCUCGGAUAUGGAAGAGUACCCGGAGCUUUGGAACAUGGAUAUACACUGCAUUUAUUUGGACACUACGUACCUUUCGUCGAAGUAUGCUUUCAAGUCGCAGUGGGAAAGCAUUACCGUUGCAUGUGCUGAGGUUCGAUCCUACCUCAAGCGUAACAUAGGAGCCAGAGUGCUUAUAGUUUGCGGUGGAUACCUCAUUGGGAAGGAGAAAGUUUGGUGCGAGUUGGCAGCGCAGUUCAACCGCAAAGUGUGGACGGAACCAAACAGGCGGAAGGCGCUAACAGCUAUUGACGAUCCUCUCCAUCUGCAAUUUGUUGUAGAUGACCCGAAAGAUGCUGACAUACACGUACUUGCCAUGAACAAGCUUUCGUACGACGAAUUAGUCAAUUACGUGGACCAAUUUCCGGAUCGCUACGACAGUGUGCUGGCACUUCGUCCUAGCGGAUGGGAGAAAAACAGUCGACCUCAGUACAGGGGGAGAAUCAAUAUAGUCGGCGUUGAGUACUCGGAACACUCGAGUUUUGAUGAGCUGAAGCGAUUCGUUCGCUUCCUGCGACCAAAGGAAGUAAUUAGUACGGUACCUUAUGGCAAUUCAAAUCAAAAUCGUACCCCCCAAGUUCCUGUGAAUUGGUAUCAGGGAGAUAUACGUCCGGAACGACAGCCGUUGCAAAUGACAAUGACUUCGUUUGUAACAGUUGGCUCCAAAACUCCUGGUGCAAAGAAGGAAUGCAAAGCGACGAAAUCAAUUCCCGAAGAAGAUGACGAUGAUUGCACAAUAGUUUCGGAACCUAUUAAGGAAACUAUGAAAGAGAAGAGCAAGACAUCGCCUGAGGUAGAACCAGAUGAGAUGGCACAUUCCGAAAGCGGCGAAAACGGAGACUCCGAUAGUGACUGGUUGCCAUGAAACGGCUGUGAUGUUUUGUAUAGUAAUGUUUUUAAAACAGAGAUUUAUGUAAUAAAUACACUAAAAGUGCAUUGUUAA
Messenger RNA from Toxorhynchites rutilus septentrionalis, 2590 nucleotides. RefSeq lists its product as uncharacterized. Gene Ontology annotation, molecular function: 5'-3' DNA exonuclease activity; damaged DNA binding. Bases 164 to 2512 code for a protein of 782 amino acids. Gene Ontology annotation, biological process: protection from non-homologous end joining at telomere; interstrand cross-link repair; double-strand break repair via nonhomologous end joining. The record is from RefSeq and is a predicted model, not a curated record. The transcript is spliced from 4 exons. NCBI's taxonomy places the organism in Eukaryota, Metazoa, Arthropoda, Insecta, Diptera, Culicidae.